AUGCAGCAUUCACCUACUGCAGCUCAACGUCAAAACCAAACUCAAACGGGUGAGACUAUUUCUACGUCUAGAAUAUCAAGCUCUUUCAAUUCCGAAUCAGAAAAGCCUCAUGUUCAAUCCUCCGGGACUGGGUUCGUGAAGCACGAGAUGUUGCUCAUAUUCCAUCCUACACGUCUCUACCCCAAGGCAAACCAACGGCGCAUUCAUGGCAACGACAAAGACGUUAAACCCAUUAGGCGGAAUUUCCUGAAAGCGGCUGGGACCAACUUCCUGCUUCUGCAGCUGCUUUUCUUCACGCUGUUCGUGUACAUCUUUGGAGCGCUGUAUCAACAAACGGAGAGGAUACACUCACUCGACAUUCUUUUCGUCGAUUACGAUGGAGGUAGCAUUGGACAGGCUGUGAGAGACGCCUAUGGAUCUCUGAAGGGUGACGGCUAUCCUACGUUGAAAGAACGCCCAGCAACCCAAUUCGAGGUUGGGGAUUUGAGAGAAGAGGUCUGCCAGACACGAUACUGGGCAGCGCUCUACACGUCUCCCGGGGCAUCCGCCAGACUGGAAGCCGCGUUGGGAGGAACAGACGCGUCAACUUAUGAUCGUUCGGAUGUGCUUACGUACGUCUGGAAUGAGGCGCGUUACCCAGCAAUCGUAGAUUCAGCCAUUUCCGCAAAUCUCAAAAGUUUGGCAACAGCUGCUCGUGUUGUCUAUUCAACCAAUGGGACUUUUGGGUUGGUCGAUUCGACGAAUUCUGAUGCCGUUGCUAUUUUCACAGAUCCUUGGACUCUUGGGGACAUCAAUAUUCAACCAACAUCCCAGGGUUCAAGAUUAAUUUACAACACUCUUGUUAUCAUUCUGAUCCUAAUCCAAGAGUUCUUCUACCUGGGCACGAUCAAUGGACUGUAUGCCCAAUUCAAGAUCUACAAUAUGCUCUAUCCCCACCGUAUCAUCGCCUACCGAUAUGGAAUUUCGAUGGCAUACACUUUCAUCGGUUCGCUGUGUGUCGCAGGAGCAAUUUGGGCAUUCCGAGCAGGCUGGGACGUCAACGGUAAUCAGUUUGUUCUCACUUGGAUCCUCCUCUGGCUUUUUGCCCAUCUGAAUUUCCUGGCAAUGGAUCUCUUUACUGUCUGGCUGGCUGUGCAAUAUGUCCCGAUGGCCCUGAUAUCAUGGGUCAUUCUCAACGUCACAUCGAUUCUCAUGCCGUUCGAGCUUUCGAAUGGGUUCUAUCGAUGGGCAUAUGCCAUGCCAGCCCAUGAAGUCUACCAAGGUUUGCUAGACAUCUGGUCAGGAGGAUGCAAUCCAACACUACAUUAUGCUCUCCCAAUAUUGUUCGCUUGGGAAGUUCUUGGCCUGAUAUUCAGCGCCAUGGGUGUCUACAGACGGUGCCACUACGCCAUGGUAGCAGAAGAUGCACAAGCAGCAGCGCUCCGUGAAAAAGCCGAUGCAGCUUUGGCGUACGAGAAGAAGCAUGACCAAGAGCGAGACGACACAUUAGAAGCAAGAAGAACCCUUGGUACAGUACAAGAAGGGAACAGUGUCGAGGAGGUGGCGAACAUGCAACGGAUGGAGACUGCUGAAAGAGAGAAGCUCGAGGGUGCUAUCAGAGAUGAGGAUGAUAAUUUGAGGAAGGAGCAGACUAGAGCGAGUAAGGUGUGCAAUUUUGGGCCGUCGUUCGGUUUCAGCACGUAUGGGAAUCCGAAUGAUGAAUAG
This is a messenger RNA of Cadophora gregata, 1704 nucleotides long. RefSeq lists its product as uncharacterized. The transcript has a single exon. Lineage: Eukaryota; Fungi; Ascomycota; Leotiomycetes; Helotiales; Ploettnerulaceae. Gene Ontology annotation, cellular component: membrane. The record is from RefSeq and is a predicted model, not a curated record. The coding region runs from base 1 to 1704 and encodes 567 amino acids.